Molecule: messenger RNA, 2051 nt
Organism: Archocentrus centrarchus (flier cichlid)
Lineage: Eukaryota; Metazoa; Chordata; Actinopteri; Cichliformes; Cichlidae
Product: nuclear receptor ROR-beta-like
Exons: 10
Coding region: 442-1947 (501 amino acids)
Biological process (GO): regulation of transcription by RNA polymerase II
Cellular component (GO): nucleus
Molecular function (GO): zinc ion binding; RNA polymerase II cis-regulatory region sequence-specific DNA binding; nuclear receptor activity
Source: RefSeq, a predicted model, not a curated record
CAUGUGAGAGUCCACGCUUGGAGAAAGUAGGUUAGCAGGGUAGACUGAGAGGAAAGCAGGCGGAGAAGUCACAGAGGCAAAGGGGGGUCCGAGCACCGCUCCUCCACCGUGGGACUGUUCUGUCAGAGGGGGGAAAAAAAAAUAAGUUGAGCCAAAUCUAUUCGCCAGUGCGCCGAGACAGUUACGAUGCGAAGUAAAGCGACUUCAUACACUCUUUUAUUUUCUCCGGACUUUACCGAGCGAUAAAAAAGAAGAGUUUCGGAUAGCUUUUUGUUUUCCGGCCGUGCUUUGCGAAAGCUGACUGCAGCUGGGACGAAGUUAAUAUUUACAGAGCCAGUUGACUCUGGCUCCAGCGCAAUAUAUCCCCUCUUGCCUGUCACUUACAGUAAACCCAUGUAGUCGAGUCUUCAUCGUUCUUUCCAGAAAUAAGAAAACAGCACAAUGAGAGCUCAGAUCGAGGUCAUCCCCUGUAAGAUCUGUGGGGACAAGUCCUCAGGAAUCCACUAUGGAGUCAUCACCUGUGAAGGCUGCAAGGGUUUCUUUCGUCGCAGCCAGCAGAACAAUGCCAUGUACUCUUGUUCCCGCCAGAGGAACUGUCUGAUUGACCGAACUAACCGUAACCGCUGCCAGCAUUGCCGCCUACAGAAAUGUCUGGCUUUGGGCAUGAGCCGAGACGCGGUGAAGUUUGGCCGCAUGUCAAAAAAGCAGCGCGACAGCCUCUAUGCCGAGGUUCAGAAGCAUCAGAAGUCCCAAGAAUGUGUGGGGUCCGGAAGCGGGGGCUCUGCUACCCUCUCUUUACCAAGGGAAGAUGUAGUCUGUGCGGAGGAUGGUGAAGAGGGUUUGAGCAGGUCCUACAGCAGUGGCGGCUCCAGCUCCACGCUCAGCGACCUUGAUGACAUUGCAGCGCUGCCUGACCUGUUUGACCUGCCGUUGACCCCUGAGGAGGCCAGCGAGUACUGCAGCCUGGAGCUGCUCGGAGGCGGAGGAGCCAGUGCUGGGAACACCUCCAACUCAUCGUCUUCUUCUUCCACUUCCUCAUCUUUGUCCAAUCAGAAUUCCCCACAGCAGACCAUAUUGGAUGGAGCGGACACUAAUGGCAUCCAGCUCCUGCAUGCACACUCUCACACACAUUUGCUGCUGGGAAACACACGUGCACUGCUGGACCAGCUGCCUGAUGACUGCUCACUAACAGACCUUGAGCACAUCACUCAGAGUAUUGUUAAGUCUCACUUGGAAACGUGUCAGUACAGUGCUGAAGAUAUGAAGAGAUUCAACUACGUACAAUAUACACCUGAAGAAACACGUGUGUUUCAGAACAAGUCUGCUGAGUGGAUGUGGCAGCAGUGUGCACACCACAUUACCAAUGCAAUCCAGUAUGUGGUGGAGUUCGCCAAACGUAUUGCAGGCUUUAUGGACCUGUGUCAGAACGAUCAGAUCAUUUUGCUGAAAGCAGGCUGCCUGGAGGUCCUCCUUAUACGUAUGUGCCGGGCGUUCAACAGCAACAACAGCACCAUUUUCUUCAAUGGAAAAUUUGCCUCAGCUCAGUUCUUCAAAGCACUAGGCUGUGAUGAUCUAGUCAGUGCAGUGUUUGACCUGGGAAAAGGAUUCUGCCGUCUACAGCUGUCUGACGAGGAGAUGGCUCUCUUUAGCGCUGCUGUCCUACUAUCACCUGAUCGACCCUGGCUGACAGAAGGCCAAAAGGUUCAGAAACUGCAGGAGAAAGUCUACCUGGCUCUGCAGCACAGUCUCCAAAAGAGUGGGACAUCUGACGAGAAACUGGACAAGAUGUUGUCCAGGCUGCCCGUAAUGAAGUCCAUCUGUAACCUCCACAUUGAUAAACUGGAGUUUUUCCGUUUGGUCCACCCAGAGACUGCCUACAGUUUCCCACCACUGUACCGGGAAGUGUUUGGCAGCGAGAUGUCUCUGCCAGACUCCACCGACAGCUAGACAGGCAGUUAGGCAAACAAGAGCGAUUGAGCGUGUAUUAAGAAGUAGGGAGGCAAAAAAAAAAAAAAAAAAAAAAAGAGACAGAGAAGGAUAAAGAUUUUGAA